Scutellospora calospora is the source of this 127-nucleotide messenger RNA. The record is from the annotation of a GenBank genome assembly. Lineage: Eukaryota; Fungi; Glomeromycota; Glomeromycetes; Diversisporales; Gigasporaceae.
AUGAAAUUCCAAUAUACAUCCGUUUUAUUUGCUAUUUUCCUCGUGGUCUCUGCUACCGCUGCACCUACACCAAGUAAACGUGAGGCUAAACCUGAAGAAAAACGUGCCGCCGUUCCCGGUGGUUACG